AGGCCCUCUGGGAUCAGAAGAGAGGAGAGGCACCAGAAAGCAACUGGGAUAAGUGGCGAUCGGGGGCUAGCAAUUGGCACCCACGACAAGGGUGCAGUCUUCAGGGAACCCAGCCUCAGCCCUGACAUCCAACACCUCUGACCUUGGGUGCCAAGGUCCUGAUGCAGGCGUACUGGUUCUUCGGGGCCUUGGUGGUCCUCCAGCUCUUGGGCUUUGGCCAUGGGGCUCGAGGAGCUGCGAGGGAGUGGGAAGGAGGCUGGGGAGGAGCCUUGGAGGAGGAGCGGGAGCGGGAAGCCUUGAUGCUGAAGCAUUUACAGGAGGCCCUGGGGUUGCCGGAUGGGAGGAGGGAGGAGAAUCCUGCCUCAACUGCGGAAGGCCAAGGGACUGGGGUGACGGAGGAGGAUCAAGGGGAUGAAGAAGAGGAGGAAGCAACACAGGCUCCCCCAACCCCCAGCUCCAGCCCCUCUCCUACCCCUGAGGACACCAUCACUUAUAUCCUGGGCCGCCUGGCGGGCCUGGACGCGGGCCUGCAUCAGCUGCACGUCCGUCUGCAUGCACUGGACACCCGCGUGGUCGAGUUGACCCAGGGGCUGCGGCAGCUGCGGGAGACGACUGGCAACACCCGGGACGCCGUGGAAACCCUGCAAGAAGCGCGGGCCCGCGCCGAGCGCGAGCACGGCCGCUUGGAAGGCUGCCUGAAGGGGCUGCGCCUGGGCCACAAGUGCUUCUUUCUCUCGCGUGACUUCGAGACGCAGCCGGCGGCGCAGGCGCGGUGCGCAGCUCGGGGCGGAAGCUUGGCGCAGCCGGCGGACCGCCAGCAGAUGGACGCGUUGGCGCGGUACCUGCGCGCUGCGCUCGCGCCUUACAACUGGCCGGUGUGGCUGGGCGUGCACGACCGGCGCGCCGAAGGUCUCUACCUCUUCGAGAACGGCCAGCGCGUGUCCUUCUUCGCUUGGCACCGUGCACCCAGCCCCGAGCCGGGCGCCCGGCCCAGCGCCGCUCCGCACCCGCUCAGUCCCGACCAACCUAACGGCGGCGUGCUGGAGAACUGCGUGGCCCAGGCCUCGGACGACGGGUCCUGGUGGGAUCACGACUGCGAUCGGCGCCUCUACUUCGUCUGCGAGUUCCCCUUCUAGCGGGCCGGUUCCCGCCCUUGUGCUCCACCCCACUCCCCUCCCUCCCUGGACCCCCAAGUGUCCCCCCCCUCGGCCGGCCAGGCGCACGUGGAGGGCGGGGGGGGGGGAGCAGGACUCCCCUGGAGUUCAGUAAUGGAGAUAUAACCCUGACUGGCCUAAGUCUCUGCCCCUUCCCUCCCUCCGCCCCACCCACAAUCCAUCUGAUCUGGGAAGGAGGGAAGGAGACACCCUGCCAUCCCCUAAAGGGGAGUGCCUUUAAUCUUACCCUUACCCUUACUCUCUCUGGAGUCAUAGAACGGAGCCACAUGUGGAGGCAUAGACCUGUAAUCUUAGCUACUUGGGAGACAGUAAUUGGGAAGGUCAAAGGCCAUCCUGGGCAAAACGCUUUCAAGGCCGCAUCUCAGUUAAUAAAAACUGGAGACAUGGUAUACGUCUGUCAUCCCAGCUACUCAGGAAGCAUAACUAGGAGAUUC
Dipodomys spectabilis (banner-tailed kangaroo rat) is the source of this 1609-nucleotide messenger RNA. It is a transcript of the gene Clec11a, whose product is annotated as C-type lectin domain containing 11A. Bases 162 to 1136 code for a protein of 324 amino acids. The record is from RefSeq and is a predicted model, not a curated record. The transcript is spliced from 4 exons. Lineage: Eukaryota; Metazoa; Chordata; Mammalia; Rodentia; Heteromyidae.